Molecule: messenger RNA, 2144 nt
Organism: Zonotrichia leucophrys gambelii
Lineage: Eukaryota; Metazoa; Chordata; Aves; Passeriformes; Passerellidae
Gene: METTL18
Product: methyltransferase 18, RPL3 N3(tau)-histidine
Exons: 2
Coding region: 319-1359 (346 amino acids)
Biological process (GO): peptidyl-histidine methylation, to form tele-methylhistidine
Molecular function (GO): protein-L-histidine N-tele-methyltransferase activity
Source: RefSeq, a predicted model, not a curated record
UGUUUUAACAAAAUUAAGGGUUAGAGAGCCGUUUAUAAAAUUCCAGAAUAGUUAGGGUUGGAAGGGAGCUCUGGAGAUCAGCCGGUCCAACCCCACUGCCAAGGCAGCGUCCCUGAUGCAUCCGGGUGGAUUUGGAAUGUUUGCAGAGAGGGAGACUCCACGGCUUUCCAGGGAAGCCUGCAGUUCACCUGGCUCUUGGCAAGACAUCUGAUACUGCACCUCUGAUACUGCACCAGUGAAAUACUCGGUCCUGCAACAAUACCUACAUAAAAGCUUGGCUGUAAUAAAUUAAGCUUUUAAAAAUCGUAAUUCCUGAAAAUGGAUUUUCAGUUUAAUUUUGCUGUUGAUGAAAAUGAGAACAGCGAGGCUGACGCUCACUUCUUAUUGCUGUGCUCUCCAGAACACAAGCAGGAAUCUACAGAAAAGAGCAGGGAAAGUGCUGAUCUUGCAGCAAAGCCCAGCCUGAAGCUGGCUGCUGCCAAGCACCAGGAUGAGGCAGCUUUGAAGAAAAACCUCUGUGUGAAAGCUGCCAAGGAGCACAGCAUUCCCCAAGAUCUCAACAAAGUAUUGGAAAAUAAAGUCAUGGAAACAGUAUUGGGCCUGUCUCAUGUAAAGCUGUCUGUGGUGGAAAGGACGUGUUCAGGUGAUGCUGACAGCGAAGGCAUCGUGUCCAAAAGCGUUUCUUCUCACUCUGAUCUCAUCCCAGGAGUCUAUGAAGGAGGGCUGAAAAUCUGGGAAUGCACCUUUGAUCUCAUGGACUACCUGACUGAGGCUGAGAUAGAAUUUACCAACAAGACUGUACUGGAUCUUGGCUGUGGGGCUGGAUUGUUGGGAAUUGUUGCUUUGCAGGGUGAAGCUGCCAGAGUCCAUUUUCAGGACUACAACAGCACAGUGAUUGAUGAAAUAACCUUGCCUAACGUGGUGGCCAACUGUAUCAGUGAAGGCAGGGGUGGGAAGGACAGAAAAGCCAGCAAGCCUCCUUCAAAGAGGCCCAGGAAAGCAGAGAGCUCACCUGAUGUGCUCAGCAGAUGCAGAUUUUUUUCUGGAGACUGGUCUCAAGUCAGCCAGCUCCUGUCAAACAGCAAACCCUGUCUGAAGUAUGACAUAAUUCUCACCUCUGAGACCAUCUAUAACCCUGACUACUACAGUGCUUUGCAUGACACACUGGCUCAGCUCCUGGAUGCAAAUGGCCGUGUGUAUUUGGCAAGCAAAGUGCAUUAUUUUGGGGUUGGUGGUGGUGUCUCUCUCUUUGAGAAGUUCAUUGAAGAUAAAAACGUGUUUAGAACCAGUUUGGUUAAAACAAUUGAUCAGGGCCUGCAGCGAUGCAUUAUGGAAAUUGCCUUUAAAAAUUCCUGUUAAAAUUAAACUAAUGAUCUUCCAAAAAAUAACUCAAAAAUGUUUUAACCCUCAUGUCUCUCUUUGCUUUUUCCUCUCUUUUUCUGGUUUAACAAAUUAAGGAUGGUGGUUGUGGAAAUGUUUGACAAAUUCUAGUGUUUGACUAGAAGGGAGAGACUUUUCUCACAUUAACUCUGCAUAGAGUUCUGUUUAAAGCAGCAUCUUUUAUGAUAAUUAAUUUAUACCUAAGAUUGAGCAAGUCAUUGUCUCCAGCCAGGCUUUCACAUUCUCUGUCAGCAGCAGAACUGUACAUCACAGGAAUGACAUACAUGACAUAUUGUGGCUGAAUGAGGUAAAUUAACAUCCAAAAUUAGUGCAAGAGGCUUUUCUCAAUCUGCAGCCAGAUUCAGGCAGGGACCACACUCCUCUGAGCUCUGCUGCUUUGCCAGCAGAGGGAGUUGUGAUUGUAUUUAUCACUCGUGGGGAUCUCAGAAAUCCAUGUAAUAUUUCCAUGUAUAAUGCACACAUAACUUAUUCAAGCCAUUUAAAGGGUGUAACAAUGUUAACCAGUGUAGUCUGUAAAUUUUUAUAUUUAGAUUCUGUCACAGGCUAAGAAAAUUUCAGCAAGGAAUUAGGAAAAGCCAUGCUGGUUUAGAAGCUGACUUGAAAGAUAAGUUCCUUCUACCAACCAACAAGCCUACAAAUGAAAUACUGGAGGAUGAUGAACUGAGCUUUAGAGAUAAUUGGAAAAGGAGAUAAACUAAGCUAUUACAGGAGUUUAAUAGAUUGCUGUACUGUUUUAAACAUGA